AGUUUUUGUAUUAUAAAGUAGUGGCAUGUAAAGAUAAUAAACAAGCCGUAAAAGCUGAGAGAAAAAGAGGUAUAAAGUUUAUUUCUGUAACCGGGAGGAACAAAGGGUAAAGCGGAGCUUCAAGCAGCAAUGAAGCUGAAUAUAGAUGGGUUACUGGUAUACUUUCCCUAUGAGUACAUCUAUCCCGAACAGUACUCCUACAUGUUGGAGCUCAAGAGGACCCUGGAUGCCAAAGGUCACGGUGUUCUGGAGAUGCCGUCUGGGACUGGGAAAACAGUUUCUCUCCUGUCGCUUAUUGUGGCCUACCAAAGGGCUUACCCGUUGGAAGUCACUAAGUUAAUAUACUGCUCCAGAACUGUUCCUGAAAUAGAGAAGGUGGUGGAGGAGUUAAGAAAGCUAAUUGAAUACACUCAAGCACAGACUGGAGGCACACUCAAUUUUAUGGCUUUGGCUCUGAGCUCCAGACGUAAUCUUUGUGUUAAUCCAGAGGUCAGUGCUUUGCGAUUUGGCAAAGAGAUAGAUGGUCGUUGUCACAGUUUGACAGCUUCCUUUGUCCGUUCCCAGAAGCAGAGAGACCCAACUGUACAAACCUGUCGUUUUUUUGAGGAAUUUGAUGCAAUUGGACGUGAGACCCCCCUUCCUCCUGGUAUCUACAAUCUGGAUGACCUUAGGACUUUGGGUAGACAAAAAGGCUGGUGUCCUUAUUACCUUGCCCGACAUGCUCUCGGACAGUGCAAUGUGGUUGUGUACAGCUAUCACUACUUACUGGAUCCCAAAAUAGCUGACCUUGUCUCUCGUGAACUUUCCAAGAAAUCUGUUGUUGUCUUUGAUGAAGCUCAUAAUAUUGAUAAUGUCUGCAUUGACUCUAUGAGUGUCACCAUCACACGCAGAACCCUGGAGCGCUGUCAGACAAACAUUGAAACUCUCAACACGGCAAUAGAAAAAAUAAAAGAAACAGAUGAAAAGAAGCUGAAGGAGGAGUACGCUCAACUGGUGGAGGGAUUGCGGGAGGCCAGUGUUGCAAGGGAGACUGAUGUGUACCUGUCCAACCCUGUCUUACCUGAUGAAAUUCUGCAAGAGGCUGUGCCAGGCUGCAUCCGUAAUGCUCUCCACUUCCUGGGUUUUUUACGACGAUUAGUGGGCUACAUCAAAUCACGUCUACGUGCAGGCCAUGUAACACAAGAGGGCCCUGCUGCCUUUCUUCGUGACCUUUAUGAGAAAGUCUGCAUCGAAAGGAAGCCAAUGCGGUUCUGUGCAGAACGGUUGCGUUCCCUCACACGCACUCUUGAGAUAGCUGACAUUACAGACCUCUCUCCUCUUACCCUCAUAACCAACUUUGCUACCCUUGUCAGCACAUAUACUAAAGGUUUUAUGAUAAUUAUUGAACCAUUCGAGGACAGAACACCAUCUAUAAGUAAUCCUGUGCUGCACUUCAGCUGUCUAGAUUCUUCCCUUGCAAUUAAACCUGUAUUCCAGAGAUUUCAGUCUGUCAUCAUCACGUCUGGGACCCUCUCUCCUUUGGAUAUCUACCCCAAAAUUUUGGAUUUUCGCCCUGUUACUAUGGCAACAUUCACAAUGACCUUGGCCCGUGUUUGUCUUUGUCCUAUGGUCGUGGGCCGUGGGAAUGAUCAAGUGGCAAUGAGUUCAAAGUUUGAAACAAGGGAAGAUCUAGCUGUGAUGAGGAAUUAUGGGAACCUUUUGCUUGAAAUGUCUGCUGUGGUCCCAGAUGGAAUAGUAGGAUUUUUUACCAGUUACCUAUACAUGGAGAACAUUGUGGCUUCAUGGUAUGAGCAGGGAAUAUUGGAAAACAUUCAGAGGAACAAAUUGAUCUUCAUUGAAACACAAGAUGGAGCAGAGACUAGUGUUGCCUUAGAAAAAUAUCAAGAGGCUUGUGAAAAUGGAAGGGGAGCUAUCCUGUUAUCUGUUGCACGAGGAAAAGUAUCAGAGGGCAUUGAUUUUGUGCAUCACUAUGGCCGAGCUGUAAUAAUGUUUGGUGUUCCAUAUGUAUAUACACAGAGCCGUAUACUGAAGGCUCGUCUGCAGUUCCUGCGGGAUCAGUUCCAUUUGCGUGAGAAUGAUUUUCUGACAUUUGAUGCUAUGAGGCAUGCAGCUCAGUGUGUAGGACGUGCUAUCCGUGGUAAAACUGACUAUGGAAUAAUGCUGUUUGCUGACAAGCGGUAUGCACGUUCUGAUAAGAGAGGAAAGCUGCCACUCUGGAUUCAAGAACACCUUACAGAUGCAAACUUAAAUCUUACACUGGAUGAAAGUGUACAUCUAGCCCGACACUUCCUAAGACAAAUGGCUCAACCAUUCCGCAGGGAGGACCAGCUGGGACUGUCACUUCUUACACUUGAGCAAUUGCAGUCUGAAGAGAUGCUACAGAAGAUACAAGAGAUUGCUCAUCAGGUGUGAGAGGCACAGAAAGAGUGCUUCCAACCUUCACAGACUGCUAAAUCUGUACCACUUAGCAAGUGAUCUGAUGACAGCCAGACAGUGACAUGUGAGUGUUCAGAACAGGCAUUUUUGUGUUACUCUCAGAGAGGCUGUCUGAGGAUGCUGAGAAUGUUCACCAGCCAAACUGAUUUUCACCUAUUACAGGUUUGCAAAUAAGUGACCAUGUAAAACAUAUAACAGUUGUAAUAUAAUACAGAUUGAAGACAUUCACACUUUAGAUAUAUAACAGCUUGUGCUGCUUUGUGUUUGUCCUGAAUUUUCUAUUUUUAUGUAUGCCCAGAAUAUAUAAAAAAUGUGCAAAGUCAGAAUGACAUCAUUAAACAGUGUGUGUUUUAACAUACUCCAAUAAAGGCUCUGUACAUUACAGAAAUGCUGAAAA
Messenger RNA from Xenopus tropicalis (tropical clawed frog), 2833 nucleotides. It is a transcript of the gene ercc2, whose product is annotated as excision repair cross-complementation group 2. Gene Ontology annotation, cellular component: nucleus. Gene Ontology annotation, molecular function: nucleotide binding; nucleic acid binding; hydrolase activity, acting on acid anhydrides, in phosphorus-containing anhydrides. Gene Ontology annotation, biological process: nucleotide-excision repair. The coding region runs from base 130 to 2412 and encodes 760 amino acids. NCBI's taxonomy places the organism in Eukaryota, Metazoa, Chordata, Amphibia, Anura, Pipidae. The transcript is spliced from 23 exons. The record is from RefSeq and is marked provisional.